Parastagonospora nodorum SN15 is the source of this 1788-nucleotide messenger RNA. RefSeq lists its product as hypothetical. The record is from RefSeq and is a predicted model, not a curated record. The transcript is spliced from 3 exons. The coding region runs from base 1 to 1788 and encodes 595 amino acids. Lineage: Eukaryota; Fungi; Ascomycota; Dothideomycetes; Pleosporales; Phaeosphaeriaceae.
AUGGUUGGCCGGUUCCAGCCAUACUUGUAUGAUGCGCCUGUCGACGACUCGACGUUCAAUCCAAAAGCUGUGACUAUGGCCAGUCGUAUGCCACCAUCGCCGCCAAAGAAGAAGCAGGAAGGCCCACUCAUCGACUUCAACAAACACCCAGACAGCUACUUGAUCCUACCAUAUGGCAACACCAAUGCGAAGCCCAUGAACAAGAAGACGAAGACCUUUAUCAAGAUCGCGCGAUGGCCUGGCGCUGAUCUUGUCAUCUGCCUAUACGCCAUCUACCACCUCGUCCGCAACGCAAAGUCUCGACCACCGGGGAGCUCCGCCAGCUACCACUUCUUCGCCCUUGUCACCGAUGCUGGCUUCAUACCGUUUUACGUAUUCACUGUGUUGCUUUCGCGACGCAAUUCUGACAUGGAAGCUGGGACUGUUGGGCGUUGGCGAACUAUGUUCCCCACUGAUGAGGAGACAAACAAGGUCCUUCUCACGACUUGGCUGACUUCAAUUGCUGUUGCUGGUCUGCAUCUGAUCUCUCUCUUCCUGGACAUGUACCUCCUCGUUAUAUUCAGGAAGAUCGCGAAGUUGCCACCGGACAUGAACCCGCUCGAAGACAACUUGACAUCGCGCAGGAAGACCAAGCACAAGCACAAGAACUCAUCCAUCUCGGCUCUGACUCCCUUGACCGGCGACCAGGAGAAGAGAUUCAGCAACCUCAGCAGUCAGAGUACCGUGCCUGGUGAUCGUCUUUCGCAGAUGGAUCCUCUCAUCUCAAGAGACAUUCCAAGUCCCCAUAAACAUCAGGUGGCCUUCAUGCAUACACGAACCAACUCAGACAUGACCUACUCGCCCCACAUACCACACUCGGCCCGUCAAUCAAAGGAGAGGUUUUCUAUGUACUCGCAACCUGCAACCGCUCAUCAAUCACGAAGAGACCUCAACCACCGCGAUGACCUUCACAAGCGCGACGAUAUGGAUGACAACGAAACCCUAGCUCAACGCAAGUCUAUGCUCGCUCAACAGGCAAACAUCAAACGACACGCUCGCGCAGAGUCAUACAUUACGAACUCAUCCAAGGAGAACUUCUACACGCCCCCAGCCACUGCUCGAUCCGACAAGCAGCCAGGCGCCGGAGAUCAUUCUCUACAAAGGAACAGCCGCGAGACGUUGCAGAAUGACAAUUGGUUUGUCCAUCCCGAUGAAGAGAACGCGCCGGAACCAGAGCAGCAGUACGCAGCUCCUGCUACCACCAAGCAGUCCAUGUUCAGCACCAAGAACCAAUCCAACCAAGGCUACAACACACUCUCCCCGUACGACGACGACGUAUCGGACGUGGAACAGGAGUACGAGCUCGACCAGGCCAUGGCCCCCCAACCCCUCCCCACCAACGGCGUCCGCAGCGGCGCCUCCCCCGCGAACUCACCCUCUACAUCCCCCUCCAAGCCCUCGUACCGCACACAACAACCAAACCACUUCCCCUCGGCCACCAAGCAAUACAUCUCCAACACGCCACCUCCAUCGUCGCACUCGCCUGUCAAAGCCUCGCCCUUCACGCUCGACAAGAAAUCGUACACCAGCGUGCGCAGGACUGGUGAUAUCGGGUAUCAGCCUGUCAAGGGCCAGAGUCCGCGCGUGGUGAGCAGGAGUGGUGUGGAUUACAUCAAUCCGUAUGAGUUUGACGAUUCGGAUAUUGCGACGGGGAGGAGAAGGGAUGUUAGUGGGAAGGUGGCGGAGGAGGGGAGAGGGGGGUGGGGAAUGGGCGGGAUGACGUUUAGGAAGAUUAGUGGGAUGGCUUGA